This is a messenger RNA of Meira miltonrushii, 2490 nucleotides long. RefSeq lists its product as uncharacterized. Bases 74 to 2365 code for a protein of 763 amino acids. The transcript has a single exon. Lineage: Eukaryota; Fungi; Basidiomycota; Exobasidiomycetes; Exobasidiales; Brachybasidiaceae. The record is from RefSeq and is a predicted model, not a curated record.
CAAUGAAAAGAUUGACAAUAAGAAGAAGGAUUCUUAUUAAUCAUCAACCAAUCACCAUAAAGGAGGGUGGACAAUGGUCAAAGCAGAUCAAGAUGAACGUCAAGUAUGGCAAACGAAAUUGCAAGACGAAUUCUCACCUGAAAUUGAUUCUUCUUUGAUUGCUGCAUUGGUAUAUGAACCAGGUCAAACGUUUGAUGAUAUAUAUGCACUCUUAUCAGGUUUGAAAUCAGAAGUGCCUGAUGGGGCAUACGGUACCGACAGCCAUGUUGAUGAUGGAGAUACCGAGACAGGCUCAUCAAGUACGGCAAUUGACAUGGAAAACGUUCAGAGAGCAUUGGACGAAUGGAAAUUAGUCGAUAAAGAAAGUAUAGACCCAGAUAAUCUACGAAUGACUGAUGAGGAAGACCAUGGAACAGAGGAAGAUGUUUCAGAAGAGAAACGCGAGGCAAUUAGACUUGGAACUGCUGCUGGUGAAGACAAGAUUGCGAUCGAAGAAGUGGCUGCCGAACAAACUGAUAUCAUAGAUGAGCAAUGGUCACCUACCACAUCAACAAACAGUUCGCUAGCGUUCCUCAUUCAUGCAUUUCCAACCCGAACACCAGCAUAUUUGCAAGAGAUUCUUCUGGACGAAGGCGAAAAUGUGACCAGAGCAGUUGAUACUUUGAUGACAAGGGAAUUAGUAGAAAGCGGAGCGCUUGACGAAGAGACAUAUGCAGAAGUAAAGGAUUCUCAUGAUCAGAAAACCGGCUUUGCUUCAAGAAUGGCCGAUGAUGACGAAACGCUGUACAAAGGGACAGGGCUAAAGAAGAAGACAAAGAAAGAUCGUCAACGUAAAAAAGCCCAAGAAGCAGAAAAGCAUGCAUUUGACGGCGUGUCUUCUGCUUCUCGUUCAGGCACACUGGCAAUGCAAAAAGUCAAUCUGACUGAUGUGCGUAAAGGAGCUCCAGAUCGAAUUAGACUAGGGCAGAGGCUGAAUGGUAAGAAGGAAAACGUCAAAGCUGAGGAAACAGAUGCGGAAAUGGCCGCAAGAAUAGCAAAGGAAGAGAGAAUUGCUGCUGGUCUCUCUCCGGAAACGGGUGACGAUGGAGAUGAUGAGGCUGAAAGCAUCCGUGAUAAUGAUUGGCUUUUCUCUUCCUCUGUGUUGGAGCAACUAAGCCUGCUUCUCGACUAUCCGUCUCACAAAGUCAAGGGCGUACACGCUUCAUGUCAUAUGAACUUGCGUGCAACUCUACAUAGACUCAUCAAUACACGGUGUCAGGAAUUCACUUCGAUGGAUCAAUUAGAUUUACACAAUGAGCAGCCUAUCGGUACAUGCAGGAUAAUCACAGAUAAUUUGUGUACCCUGUUACCAGCUAAACCAAGAUCAGAAGUCGAAAAGCUACUGUAUGCUACCGUCGGAAGGGAAGAUGCAGUGUUGGAUUUGGCGCAAUUGUCCGAGAGGAUAGAAUCGACAGCUGUUGGCGAACGGACUGAUAUCUUGGAUCCGAUGAAACAUGAGAGAACAUCGCAAGUUCAAGCACCAACGCUCUCUCAGCAAAUCGGUCAGAAUAAAGGUCAUUUUGAUUGGGUAGGCGGUGAUACCCCUCUUUUCAAUGCUGCCAAAUCCGCAACGCCAUAUGCUUCUAUCGCACAAAGAGGGUCGAGUGAACCUAAAAGUGAUGCACGUCAGUUCGCCUUGCAGAGAUUACGUGAAGGUGCUUCUGCGGUUACUUUUCCACUCAAUUCAGCACAAGCUUCUGGUCAGAUUGGUGAUACAUUCGUUGAACCUGAAUCAUCAGGACCAUCUUCUCAGAGAGCCGAGACUGCGUCUGAAGCACGAAGAUUAGCACAAGAAUAUACGGCAAUUUCACAAGAUUAUAGAAUUAGAAGACAAGAAGCAUUGGCAAAAGCGGCAAGAUCGUAUCGAUCUACACAUAAUACAGCCAUAAGCAAAGGUCCAAUGCGUGGAGCGGCGGCUUGGGUGUAUGCUGAAGAAGCAAGAAGAUUAGAUGCAAAAGCUCGUGCUUUUGCAUUACAAGCUUCUCAAGCAACCGUUCGUGCGAGAAUGUUAUCGAACAGAAGUACAAACCUUUACUCAUCACCUCUUCAAAGUAGCGGUGAAGAUGGUGGUGAUUUGGUGGAUUUGCACGGAUUGACCGUUCAUGAUAGUUUGACAAUCACUCGUCAAGCUUUAGAUGCUUGGUACCCAAAAACAGUCUCUUCGUCCAGAUCUGCUCCUUUACACAUCGUCACAGGUGUUGGUCGACAUAGCAAGGGUCAAGUGGCUCUCAUUCGACCGGCAGUCUUGGCAAUGUUGCAACGUGAACGUUGGAACACACGUGAACCACAACAAGGUCACAUCCUCGUCCUUGGCAAGAGCCGAUAAAUUAUAGAAGUUUCGUCAUCCUCAUUGUUUAUAUGUAGAUCUAGUCAUCCCAUACACAUACCCAAAUGCUGUUCAAUAGUCUGCUGAUGAUAUGAUUGAAUCUGUAAAACAUGUUAGUGAGUAUA